AUGUCCGACAGCAGCGCAACGACUGCCCCAAACGCCAACCUCCGACCAUGUACCCGCUAUAUCAUAGGCCACAAUGAUGCAGCAAAAAGCAUCUUUCUGCCAACUCCGGAUUUGUUCUAUCACAAGCGCUUUGGGUACUCCAUGACAAGGACAUACGCGUUGCCUUGUUUGCCAGCUCCCCUGGACCAAGAUGCCGACCUCAAACUCUAUCUAUCUCCAAAUGACGGCACAAACGUCACUUCCUGCAGUAGCCAAUCCGAUAAUGUGACAAUCGACGGUGGAGUCAAUUCUGUAUAUCUUGAUAUGGGUCCUGGAUCUCAGUCGCCGAUGCAUCGGACCAUCUCUAUCGAUCUGGUGGUUGUCAUCGAAGGGGAGAUUGAACUGGAGCUUGAUUCAGGGGAGAAGAAGUUGCUUUACCAAGGAGAUACCGUGGUACAACGGGGAACAAUGCAUCGUUGGAGGAAUCCAUCAAGCUCCAAGCCAGCCAGGAUGCUGGCUGUUUUGAUGUCUAGUGACAAAGCUUUCAUUGGAGGACGCGAAAUUCAACAAGAGUAUUCGCCUGUGUGA
Molecule: messenger RNA, 567 nt
Organism: Penicillium robsamsonii
Lineage: Eukaryota; Fungi; Ascomycota; Eurotiomycetes; Eurotiales; Aspergillaceae
Product: cupin domain-containing protein
Exons: 2
Coding region: 1-567 (188 amino acids)
Source: RefSeq, a predicted model, not a curated record